Messenger RNA from Penicillium canescens, 504 nucleotides. RefSeq names its product Clavaminate synthase-like protein. The record is from RefSeq and is a predicted model, not a curated record. Bases 1 to 504 code for a protein of 167 amino acids. Lineage: Eukaryota; Fungi; Ascomycota; Eurotiomycetes; Eurotiales; Aspergillaceae. The transcript is spliced from 3 exons.
AUGGCCAAUACCAAAUCAUUUCGUGGAUAUACUGGUUUGGGAAAUGAACGAACGGCUGCGAAGGCUGACGAAAGAGAAACCUUCUGGGCUGGAUUGCACGAAAUUCUGGACAGUUCCGAGCUCCCUGUUUGGUAUAAUCUCGUGGGGCCUAAUCAGUGGCCAGCAGAAACCUCAGCGGUUGGCUUUCGCAAGUCCGUGGAAGCAUACUUGGCAGAAAUCGAACAUCUUUCGGAGAGGUUCACAGGCCUGGUUGCUGAAGCGCUAGAUACGGACCCCUCGGUAUUCGCCAAAUUCUUUAAGAAGCCAUGUAUGAGCGGUAUGAAAAUCGCGGCAUACCCUGCACCAGACGCUUCACAAGGCACCAAAACUGAGUUUCAAGGGGUUGGGCCUCAUAAGGAUGGCUCGUUCUUGACUUACCUACUACAAGGAACGGAGCAUUCCAGCCUUGAAGUACAGAACAAAUCGGGCGAAUGGAUCGCAGCCCCCCAGUACCAGGCACAUUAG